Messenger RNA from Lingula anatina, 1620 nucleotides. Its product is annotated as WD repeat-containing protein 93. Gene Ontology annotation, cellular component: respiratory chain complex I. The record is from RefSeq and is a predicted model, not a curated record. Lineage: Eukaryota; Metazoa; Brachiopoda; Lingulata; Lingulida; Lingulidae. Gene Ontology annotation, molecular function: protein binding. Gene Ontology annotation, biological process: electron transport chain.
UUGUUGUCAAUAUGGCGGACAUGGAUACCCACUGCAAGAAAUAGAGAAGUUUAAAACAAAUUUAGUAUUUUGAAGGGAUGUGAAGGAUUUGUAAAUUGUGACGCAUGUACAUCAGAUAACUUUUCAAUUUUGUAUAUUUGACUACAGUAUAUUUGCAAGAAUGCCUGUGUAUAUUCGUAAAACGAUGGUGAUUUCUCCACCGUCUAUUCUCAGCCGAAUGUCAGAUGAUGAAGAUGAUUACCUGACAGAUCCUGAUCAGAUACGGGAUUUAUUGCCUCAGCCUUAUAGAAUGAUAAAUAAGAUCAUCUAUAACCUUUUUGAUGAUAUAUGGGAGAUUAUAUCUGAAAGGGAAAAUGCUAGGAUCGCAGAGGCAUCUCGGAUUAAACCCCCAAAAUAUGAAUGUGCAAUUCAAAUGCAGCCAUUUGGCCAAGCCACUUGUCUCAGUGACAGUAUAGAUGGACGGUACAUUUUUAUUGGUCUCCCUAAUGGUCUAGCUGCAGUUGAUGCAAUGACACAACAGACAGUUACAACCUGGGAAGAUGACAAGAUAGAAGUGACACAAAUGCAGGUGUCGCUGAUUGGAGUACAGACAUAUUUGCUUUGCACAGUAGAUGACAUGGGUGUCAGUAGGUUUUUUGCCUUUGCUCAAGAUAGAAUACACCUUCUUAAAGUGGCUAGUGAGCAAAGUGGAAGUGGAAGUAAGACCAUAAUAACAAAAUGUCAGGCUUCUACUGAGGGAGACUUUGUUGGAAUAGUUUUUGAAGAUACAAGCAAUAAGGAAACAUGGAUUGAAGUUCAAAAACUACCUAGGGAUGACUGGCUUAGAGAGCUUGAAGCUACAUCAAAGAAGUCUACAUCACAAACAAAGCCACAAAGUCCUGCACCACUGGGAGAUGACAGUGAUGCUCCAGCAGAUGGAGAACAGUUACCUGGGGAGGAAAAAAUGAUAGAUGCAGAAGAUGCUGAGAAAGAAGAAAAACAAUCUGUUGGACAGAGGAGUCAGAGUCCAACAUCAUCAAGAGGGGCAAUGUCACCAGUACCCCCUGGUGGUGGAGGGAGCUCAGAAAAAAUGCAUACAAAGUUCUCUACUCCUACAUUAGUUGUAAAAAUUAAACCACCAGCUGAUAUCACAGGCUGCAAUGCUAGCACUCCUCAGCAGGCCACAAAGUUAACGGAUACUGGGGAAGUUAUAGGCAGUGGUUCUAACCACUCCCUUACAGCUCACCAUCUGGAAAAUAGAAAGGCAGUGUUUGACUAUUUCCAUGAGCAGCACCUGAGAUAUUUACCAAAGGAGGAAGAGAGUGCUCAGCAACCCAUGUUUCAUUUUUUCACUGCUGGUCGACUUUUACCAACUGGUUUAGAUAUGCCUGGCCAGGAGGGCCGUCCCUCUUCUAUUGGUGUAUGGUGGGUAGGAGGAACACAGGUCUUUUAUUACUCAUUGGUUAAAGCCAGUAAAGGUAAUUUAAAACUGUAAUACUUUUUCAUAUUGAAAAAUAUCUUAAAAGAAUGUUGCAUAAAUUGAAUAUUGUAAAUAUGGUUAGAAUUACAUUUGCAGAAUAUUUAAUAUUUUUAAAAUAAGUUUUGUUAUAUCUUCUCACCAAUGAGCAAUUGCUGUUAAUA